Messenger RNA from Cotesia congregata, 3507 nucleotides. The record is from the annotation of a GenBank genome assembly. NCBI's taxonomy places the organism in Eukaryota, Metazoa, Arthropoda, Insecta, Hymenoptera, Braconidae.
AUAAAAAAAUAAUUAUCUGUUUCAGCUCUAUCACAAGUGCAAGCAGCCGAGGAAAUCCAAGUGGACACGCACGAAGGGUCAACAGUGAUGCUGAAAUGUCGGUUCCCGCCAGUGCAAAAGAACGCGACGAGUUUCUGGCUGACUCACACGAACAACGUGCACGACAAUGCCGCGAUCGAUGACAAAGCCCUGUCGCCGAACUACAACGUCUUCAUGGACCUUUCCCAGGGUAUUUACGACCUGAAAAUCCUGAAUGUGUCCUACGAGCGCAACAACGGAAAAUACGAGUGUCGCGUGAAGAUGACCGGCAGUGGGGAGAAUCUUUUCCACCGGAACGUCACUUUGACGGUACUUAGAGCGCCAGGUCCUCCGUCGAUUGCACCAGCCUCUACCGCGGCUACUGAGGGCACGGAGCUCCAAUUACACUGCAACACCUACGGAGGCAGUCCCGAGCCAGAAGUUAAGUGGUACCGCGACAACAGCCAGCGGCUUCUCCACAGCGGACGUACGUACAAAUUCACACCGACCAAAGACGACAACGGGGCAAUAUUCCGGUGCGUAGUCCGAAAUCGCGCGAUGCCUGACGGCGAAACGCUCAACGCCUCCGUCAGGUUGGACGUGAAUUACUUUCCGCGGGUGACAGUCGGCCCGGAAAAUCCUCUGAAGGUCGAAGUAAACGGCAAAGCCGUCCUGAAGUGCAACGUCGACUCCAAGCCGAAGGUGAACAUGGUCAGGUGGUUGAGGGACGGAAGCUUCAUCGCAACCAGCUUCGAGCACACCAUCCCCCGGGUCGCGAUCCAGGACGUCGGAAAGUACACCUGCGAGGCGAACAACGGGCUGGACAGAUCCGGACAAGCUUCUUUGUACCUGGACGUGCUCUACAAGCCGAAGGUGACUAUCGAGGGCGAGUCCAUACGAAUUGCCGAGGUCGAAGACACGAUAAACAUCCACUGCAAUGUCUCCGCAAAUCCACCGGCAUCGAUUAUUGAGUGGACUCGCGAGGGUAGACCGGAAUUCCGUGAAUCCGGACCUCUGUUGCGGCUGAAUCGCGUCACCGCGGAUCAUGCCGGGAAUUACACUUGCCAGGCGAUCAAUAUAAUGCAUCCUACGGGCGGUGAGAGCAAGAAUUACUCAGAUCGGGCUAGGGUUAACAUUCGCAUUCGCCACAAACCAGGACCCGCCAGAGUUACUCCAGAUUCGCCGGUUGCGAUCGAAAACUCCCGAGUUAUACUGACAUGUAUGGCCAGCCCCGCGGGCUAUCCCGAGCCUGAGUACAAGUGGUGGAAGGAGGGCGACGACCAGGGCCAACAGAUGCCUAUUGAGACCACCGGACCGCAGUUUGUCAUACCUUCUGUCCAUCUAAUUAAUGACGGCACUUACAAAUGUCACGCACUUAAUGAAAUUGGAACGGGAGAAGCUGCUUCUAUUAAACUUACUGUCAAUCAGCCGCCCAAAAUUCUUACUAAACUUCAACCUCAUGUUACUAGAAAAGUCGGGGAGUCAUCCUUCUCGGUGAUGUGUGUCGCCCAAGGAAAACCAAAGCCAACAGUUCGCUGGUUAAAAGACGACGAAGAUUUAACCGCAGACACAAGCCUGUACAAAGUAGAAACGCGAGAGUCAUUAGGUCACGGAAACGUGAUCAGCGUGAACUCAACUUUAAGUUUCCUCGGUCACGCACGUCCCCAAACUGACAAAAUAAUCGCUAGCGACCGCGGAAAGUACACCUGUGUCUUCAACAACGAAGUGAAGCGCGUGGAGUCCCAGAUGAUGUUGAAGGUGGAACACGCGCCCAUAGUCCUUCACCGCCACAACAAAGUCGCCUACGACCUCGGAGGAACUGCCGAAGUGACCUGCAAAGUCCAAGCCUGGCCAAAGCCAGAGUUCCAAUGGAAGUACGGCUCAAACUCGGUUCCACUCCAAGGGUCAUCCAGCGAUGGGCACUACGAAAUUUGGACCACCAGCGAGAACGACGACAUUUACAACUCAGUCCUGAAAAUCACAGACAUCAAAGAGGCGGAUUACAACAACUACAGCUGCCACGCGAUAAACGCCCAAGGAGUGACCACUUCAGUGAUAACUCUCCAGUCUAAAGGCGCUCCAGAAAAACCGACCGACCUCACGGCCUUAGAGAUCGGGCCGACUUACGUGGCCUUGCAGUGGGAAAUUGGAUUCGACGGGGGUCUAGAGAUCACCAAAUACUUCGUGUCUUAUCGGCGAAUUCCCAGCGAGGAUGAAACUAUCGCCCCGGAUUGUGCGUCCCCUCGCAGCCCGGCCGGUCAGUGGAUAGAGCGCGAUUGCCGACGCGCUAAUCCCUGCAAUAUCACGGACUUGGAGCAGCACCAAAAGUACACCUUCAAGAUAAAGGUCUACAACACCAAAAACCACUCGGACUAUUCGGACGAGAAAACUUUCGUUACGACAGUCGCUAAAAUUCCGGCGCCCAACCGUGUCACCUUUGACCCGGAGAGCAGUAAUUUGGUGAUAAAUGUCGGACCGACUUGUCUCGCCGUGGUCGCGUCUAUCGAAAGGCUGGACAAUGGACCGAAUGAGGUCUGGAAAAUCGUCGACGAGUGGCUUCUGGAAGUUCUUGGCAGCUCACCCACUACCAAGGAUGGGAUUCUCAACGACCCAGAUAUGUCGAACGUCGGGUCACGACUCAGAGUUAGGCUCUGUCUGCAAUCGGACAAGCAGAAGUGCGGUGAUUGGACCGAAGCUGAAGUUGGACCGUCUUUAGUUCAAGCGAAUGCAAUAGCAACGCCAACAUUGAUCGCGAUAGUAGUCAGUGGCGCAGUAUUCCUCCUCUUUGCAGCUUUAUUACUUUUAUUCUUCCGAUGCAAAAGGAAACACACUGCUAAAGCCAAGGACUACGAAAUGGAUUCCAGCGCGGUACGACCAAGUUUGGUCACUGGAAAUGGACAGCAGACCCAAGCUCCGCCACCUUACUAUUCCGAGAACAAAGCUCUUGAGCAUAGUCUGGAUCGGGCACUCGCUAUGGAGGACUCUAAAACACCUGCUUACGCUCAACCGGCUUAUAAUUGGCGUCAACCCAAUCAUAUCAACGGGGAGAAUGGUGUCAACAUGGGGUACUUGGACAACAGCUAUUCCAAUUCAAAUAACGGGGGCUCCGUAAACUCCCAGGACUCUAUUUGGCAAAUGAAGUCAGCCGCGGCGAACGCCGCUAAUCCCCCUUACGAUCUCGGUGGGUACGCUGCCACCGAGUCUGAUUACCCGGCCCACCCUCACUAUCUUCCGCAACGUGAGGAUUAUCGAGAGAACCACAACCUCAGUAGACAGCAAUUCUGCCCUGAGCCUUAUCCCAAUGUUGUCAAAUCACAGAAACAUAUCGAUUCCCCGUACGAUGUAUCAGGACUACCAUAUCAAGAAGCGUACGACGAGGACGCAAAACCACCUCAACAAGUGAGCCUGUCCUACGACGAGAGUCUGGAGUCCGGAUACUCAACCCCCAACGGCCGACGGCCGCGAAUAAUAAGAGAAAUAAUUGUCUGA